GUUCCCAUCAAACACGGUGGAUGAAAAAUAUGGCAGAAAAGACUGUGCUACCUAUCCUACACUUCAAUGAUGUUUAUCGUGUUCAACAAACAUCAAAACAAGGUACAAUCUCGGCAGAUCAAUUCGCAGCAAAGAUUGCACAAAUACGAACAAAAUGGGGAGAAAAGAGUCGAGCAUUAGCAUUCUUGGAGGAAGAGCAGCAGCAGCAGCAGCAGCAGCAAGAAGACAAGGCAGUCGAACAUAUUCAACAUAAUUCUACAUCUACCUCUGAUCCACUACAUGGCCUAACACUUUUCUCUGGAGAUGUUUUCAAUCCCAGUAUCGAAUCAAGUGUAACACGUGGAGAACAUAUGAUUGAAAUCUUGAAUGCAAUGUCGAUCGAUUGUGCAUGUUUGGGUAAUCAUGAUUUCGAUUUCGGUUAUCCACAUUUAUGCAAAUUAAUGCCACAAACAAAUUUCCCUUGGACGUUUUCAAAUAUCGCAGACGUUCAACAUACAGAUCCACAACGUGGACAUGAAAUCGAACCACAAGAAACGGAUAAACAAGUUGAUGGUACUUUACGAGCUUGGGUGACGGAAAUGCAUGGAGGAGUUCGGGUUGGAUGUAUUGGUUUGGUAGAAAGAGAUUGGAUUGCAACCGUUCCUGCUUUUCCACCAAAUUUUCGUUAUAGAGGAAUGGUAGAAAUUGCAAAACAAUUAUCCGAAGAAUUACGUGAUCCGAACGGACAACAUAAAUGUGAUUUGAUCGUUGCUUUGACUCAUUGCAGAUUACCGAAUGACAUCGAUCUGGCAAAUGCUUUGGGCGCUACUAGCGAUUCACCGGAAGAUCAACAUGGUGUCGAUCUUGUGUUGGGAGGACAUGACCAUACCUACUAUAUUGGCAAUGGGAUCGAUAAAUACGAAGGAGAAGAAUGGGGAACAUCUAUGCCAGGAACAGAAAAGGACAAAGGAUGCAUGCUGAUAAAAAGUGGAACAGACUUCCAUGAUCUAAGUGAGAUUGAAUUGCAAUUGAGCGAACCCAAAGAAGGUGUAAUACGAAGACGGAGAAUCGUUGGUGCAAAAGUACGACGUCAUAAAACAAAGCCAAACGAUGAAACGUUACCAGAAUUAAAAGCACACAUUGAUGAAUUGAUGAAACGUGUCGAUCAAGCAACCGGACAACCUGUUGCAUUUGCAAUGACUUCUUUGGAUUGUCGAAUGGACAAAGUUCGUACGGACGAAGCGGGAGUAGGAAACUUUAUCGCGGAUAUCCUCUUGCACAGUUAUGAUGAUGCUUUACGUCAACGUGAUCAACGUGGCGAAUUCGAAGAAAGAAGGGCAGAUGAUGCACGAGAGGUAGAUUUAGCUUUCAUUUGUGGCGGUAGUCUACGUGGUGAUGAAGAAUUUGGACCGGGUAUCAUUACUCUACGUGAUAUUUUGACAAUCAUGCCAUUUGAAGAUGCGGUGAUCGUUAGAAAUCUUAAAGGGAAGGAUAUCUUGGAAGCUUUGGAGAAUGGUCUGGGCGCAUACCCAAGCCAAGAAGGUCGUUUCCCACAAGUUGCCGGCAUUUCUGUCGAUUGGGAUUCAAGUAGACCGCCAGGACAACGUGUGGUGGAAGUAAGAUUGCUCAAGGAUGUGCACUUAUUCGAUGAAGAAGGUAAAAGAGAAACUCCGACAAACGCAUCUCCAGCAUUAGAAGGAGGUGAAGGAGCAGAAACGUAUGCGUUCGAACGGAAAGAAGAAGGUGGAUAUUCGAUCGAAGUGAACAAACCUCGAAUUCGUAAAGGAGAAAAGUUGGAUCCUGAUCGAAUUUAUCGAGUGGUCACGCGUGAAUACAUGGGUGAUGGUCAUGAUGGUUAUGCGGCAUUGGAUCGAGCUUGUGGAGAAGAUUUAGUCGAUCACGAAAACGGUAGCUUGAUGAGUACGCAAGUUCGUAAGUUCUUGCUUGGUGCUUCAUUGAUUUGGCGAUUGAAAGCAUUCCGUGAUCAAGCCAAAGACGAUGGACUUUCCGUUGUUGGUCAAAGAGAUACACUUUCUCACAAAACCAGAAAAGCCAUCGAACGAGCUCAUGCUCUUUCUGAUCCACCUUUGCCGUCUUCAACAAUCAAGAAUCAUCCUAGUGCUGUACAGGCUACAUCUGCUGGUGCCGAGAGUGCUGAUGCCAAAGGUGGUUCGGGACAAGCGACACCCAAGAAAGCAGGAUCACGUAGGGUGGUUGUGGAUUCCAGUCCAGGUGCUUUUAGAGAUGCGAUGCAUGUAGGCGCAAGUGAACAUCAUUCUCAUUAUGAUGCAGCUUCGAAGCAUUUCCGUGAUUCUCGUGUUCCAGCGAAUGCUCGAUUACGUUCUCCCUUAUCAGCUUCUUCAAUGCGCAGUGAUCGGAUUGAUCGUUCGAUUGAUUCAGUUCUAGCUGGAGAUGAUGGCGGUGGCGGCUUGACGGGAGAUGAUUCACAUUUGAGUAAUGGCGAACUUUCUGCAGAUGAAGAAGGACAAGAUUCGAGUAACUUUUUACGAGAAUUGCGAAGACGAAAUGAAGAUGAACUUGCAGAAGUCGGGUCUGUUUCUUCUUCGGGUGAUAUGGAGUCGCCAUCAGCUUUCCGUGCUCCUACAUCAGCAUCCACAAUGAUGGGUAGCAAUGAUGAUCUUUUGAUGGCAGGUUCUUCUUAUUUUUCACCAAAAGCGAUCAGAAGACAUGUCGAAGUUACUGCAGAAGAUGGUGCUCUCUUGCGUUCAUCAGAGGGAAGUUUGGCCAUCAUUGCACCUAUGCGUGAUGGUCGUUUGGUCGAUCUUGCAAGGAGUAAAACGAAGAAUGCAAAGAAAGAAUAGAAGGUGGAUGUCACUAACGCUAUGAUCCAUAAACAUUUGUACACUUUAUGCAAUCCAUAGACUAAUACUAGAGAUGAUGAGAGGAAAUCUGAGUCAAUAAUUGAUGCACUAUCACAACACACACGCACGCCACCAGAUGAAUAUCGUUUGAAAUGAUUGAUUGCAAAGCAGGUACAUGGCAGCCAGCGAGCUGCAAUCCAAUGCCGACAUCCACUUCCAAUCAAGAGUCGGAGACGUUCUUGAAAGAGAGAAAGCAAAAAGAAGACAAAAGAAAAGGAGGAAAAAA
Molecule: messenger RNA, 3087 nt
Organism: Meira miltonrushii
Lineage: Eukaryota; Fungi; Basidiomycota; Exobasidiomycetes; Exobasidiales; Brachybasidiaceae
Product: Metallo-dependent phosphatase
Exons: 1
Coding region: 30-2801 (923 amino acids)
Biological process (GO): nucleotide catabolic process
Molecular function (GO): hydrolase activity
Source: RefSeq, a predicted model, not a curated record